CGACUUUACUUUCGCUUCAAGUGUUCUUUCAACUUAAUUGCUUCAACUCUUCCUCGCCUCUCUUCUCCCAGAAGCAACCCAUUUCCCAUUUUCUGUAGAAUUCAUGGGAACUGAACAACAACCAUCUGCAAUGAUUGGCAAGAAGCCACAUUUAUCAUUAGCUCAUGUCUUUCAAUUUGUCUUCUUUGUGAUUGGUUUGUCCAUUGGAAUCACAGCUAGUUUGUAUAUCAAAAGCUUCUCCUCAUAUUUUCGCGCAAUCCCGUCGUCUCUCCCACGAUCAUCACCAAUCUUGCUACAGAUUGCACAACCAUCAUCGCCCCUUCCUUCCUUACCGCCAGAACUGCAACUGUCGCCGCCGCCGCCGCCGCCACCGGCAGCAUUCAUGCACAACAUGGAUGAUGGCGAGUUGUUCCGGCGGGCAUCAACGGUUCCAAGGAUUAGAGAGUUCUCAGUUGAUUAUGUCCCAAAAGUUGCUUUCAUGUUCUUGACAAAAGGAGCUAUACCUUUGGCACCAGUGUGGGAGAAGUUCUUUCGAGGCCAUGAAGGGCGUUACACCAUUUAUGUUCACUCUCAUCCCCUAUACAAUCACUCUUUCCCUCUUAAUUCUACUUUCUAUGGAAGAAGAAUUCCAAGCCAGGCGGUGGAAUGGGGAAGAUCGACUAUGAUUGACGCAGAGAGGCGGCUGUUAGCGAAUGCAGUCCUAGAUUUGUCAAACGAGAGAUUUAUUUUACUCUCAGAAACUUGCAUUCCUCUUUUCAACUUCACAACCAUAUACAACUACCUCGUCGACGCCAACCAGAGCUUUGUAGGCUCCUACGACGACCCAAGGAAAGUUGGGCGUGGCAGAUACAAUCCUAAAAUGUCGCCGACAAUUUCUAUAGCAAACUGGCGCAAAGGCUCCCAAUGGUUUGAAGUGAAUCGCAAGGUAGCCAUUCACAUCGUUUCAGACAAAAAGUAUUACCCUGUAUUCAGCCAGCACUGUGGCCCUCCAUGUUACAUGGACGAGCACUAUAUUCCCACGCUUGUCAACAUUGUUUGCCCGACAGAGAACUCAAACAGGAGCAUCACAUGGGUUGAUUGGUCGAAGAGCGGUCCGCACCCAGGAAGAUUUGUGAGGCAAGAUGUUACUUCUGAAUUCCUUAAUCGAAUAAGGUUUGGUAGGAACUGUAGUUAUAAUGGCAACACUGUUUCCUCUAUAUGCUUUUUGUUUGGGAGGAAGUUCAUGUCAAACACUUUGCAACCCUUGUUGCAGAUCGCACCAGUUUUGCUGGAUUUCAGUGCUUAAUAUAUAUAU
This is a messenger RNA of Alnus glutinosa, 1294 nucleotides long. RefSeq names its product glycosyltransferase BC10-like. The coding region runs from base 104 to 1285 and encodes 393 amino acids. The transcript is spliced from 2 exons. Gene Ontology annotation, molecular function: glycosyltransferase activity. The record is from RefSeq and is a predicted model, not a curated record. Gene Ontology annotation, cellular component: membrane. NCBI's taxonomy places the organism in Eukaryota, Viridiplantae, Streptophyta, Magnoliopsida, Fagales, Betulaceae.